Juglans microcarpa x Juglans regia is the source of this 1704-nucleotide messenger RNA. Its product is annotated as calmodulin-binding receptor-like cytoplasmic kinase 2. Gene Ontology annotation, molecular function: protein kinase activity; ATP binding. The transcript is spliced from 6 exons. Lineage: Eukaryota; Viridiplantae; Streptophyta; Magnoliopsida; Fagales; Juglandaceae. Bases 108 to 1430 code for a protein of 440 amino acids. Gene Ontology annotation, biological process: protein phosphorylation. The record is from RefSeq and is a predicted model, not a curated record.
CUUUAGUCUGUACCCCCUCAGAUCCCUAUAAGGAAAAGUCUUACUAAACGCUUUUUCUCAACGACCCGCCAUUUUCACGUCCUCCGGUCACAUCGCUCUCCCUCCCAAUGAAAAGUCCAAACUCACCGUGCGGUGGCCGGAAGUCUACCUUUGGUGCCCGGAGAACGCCCGAACGCGUCCCCUACUCUCCCAGCUCCGCAUACUCCGACGUCUCCACCGCCGGGACCUCCAGCUCUAGCGGACGGAGCCGCGUCGCCGUCGCUGCUAGAUCGGUCGCCGGAGUCUUCGUGGCCUGCUUUACUCCGCCGGAGACCAAGAGCUCUACCUAUAGCGUCGCGGACUCCGAGGAAUUCAAAGCUCCCUCCGUUGCGUCUAAUGGUUCAAGAGCUAGUAGCGAGAGAAGACGUAGUUCGAAUCUUGGAGUCUAUGCCGGUUCAAAUAACUCGACACAUGUACGAGAGCCUGGUCGUGUACAAUUUGCCAUGGAAGAUAUCUUGAAGGCCACGAGGAAUUUCUCCCCCUCUUUCAAGAUCGGACAAGGUGGGUUUGGGACAGUCUACAAGGGAAUACUCGAAGAUGGAACCGUUGUUGCAGUAAAACGUGCCAAGAAGAGUGUAUAUGAUAAGCAUUUGGGGGUGGAAUUCCAAAGUGAGAUCCGAACUCUGGCGCAGGUGGAACAUUUGAAUUUGGUCAGGUUUUAUGGAUGUUUGGAGCACCAAGAUGAAAGGAUUGUUGUCGUGGAGUACGUUCCCAAUGGAACCCUCCGAGAACACUUGGAUUGUAUUCAUGUCGACGUUCUGGACCUUGCUGCACGGUUAGAUAUCGCAAUUGAUGUGGCUCAUGCCAUUACCUAUCUUCAUAUGUAUACAGAUCACCCUAUCAUUCAUAGAGACAUAAAAUCUUCCAACAUUCUCCUCACAGAAAACUUAAGAGCAAAGGUAGCCGACUUUGGUUUUGCUAGAAUGGCAGCUGACAGUGAUUCAGGUGCCACCCAUGUGUCUACCCAAGUUAAAGGAACUGCUGGCUACUUGGAUCCAGAGUAUCUCAGAACUUAUCAACUAACCGAAAAAAGUGAUGUUUAUUCAUUUGGUGUAUUAUUGGUUGAACUAGUCACAGGCAGACGUCCAAUCGAAACAAAACGAGAACUCAAGGAGCGGAUAACAGCAAGAUGGGCCAUGAAGAACUUUACCGAUGGUGAUGCUAUUUCAGUCUUGGACCCAAAGCUGGAAUGUAGUGCUGCAAAUCACCUAGCCCUCGAAAAGAUUCUUGAACUAGCCGCUCAGUGUUUGGCUCCACACAGACAAAAUCGGCCCAGAAUGAGGAUGUGUGCAGAGAUCCUUUGGAGCAUCCGUAAGGAUUACAGAGAACUAUCAGCCUCAGAUUUCCAUUCCCUCUCCCGAUCCGAAAGGAGUGUUUCGAUAAAAGAAUAGUGACAAAAUAUUGUGAGAUGUCUAAAGUGGGAGCAGCAAGUAUCAAAGAAUUUGUUUGGGGACUGGAGAGGGAAAUAUUAGAUCGUUUAGAGAUGAAAACCCUGCAGAUAGAGAGUAUCUGUGAAAGAGAACCAAGAAGUUUGAGUUUCGAAAAUGGUUCACGGUGUCAUUGCCAAUGCUAAUAAUCUCCCUAGAAGUGGAUCCAAAGACAUUGAUUGGAAAAAAUUUAGCCAGCUGCGAGAAAAUAAAUACUCUGUUUAUAAAUUGUUCUUGA